UAACCAGCCAGCGCCAGCAGAAGUGAGAACGCUGGGAAGGGCGAGGAGAAACGCUUUUCUCGUUCGCUUCAGCUCGUACGCAUCAUGGCGACUCCUGCCCAACAGCCUCUUCAGCAUAGCGGUGGGAAGCGCAAAGGGAAGGCGCAGUAUGUUCAGGCCAAGCGGACUCGGCGCUGCGACGCCGGGGGUCCCCGACAGUUGGAGCCUGGGCUACAGGGCAUCCUUAUUACCUGCAACAUGAACGAGCGCAAGUGCGUAGAAGAGGCUUACAGCCUGCUCAACGAAUACGGCGACGACAUGUAUGGGCCAGAAAAGUUUACAGAGAUGGAGCAACAGCCCUCUGGAAGUGAGGAAGAAGAUGAUGUGGAGGCUGCCUUGAAGAAAGAAGUUGGUGAUAUUAAGUCAUCUACAGAGAUGAGGCUAAGAAGAUUCCAGUCAGUGGAGAGUGGAGCAAAUAAUGUAGUCUUCAUCAGGACACUUGGAAUAGAACCUGAGAAAUUGGUGCAUCAUAUUCUCCAGGAUAUGUACAAAACCAAGAAGAAGAAGACUCGGGUUAUUUUACGAAUGUUACCCAUCUCUGGCACAUGCAAGGCUUUCUUAGAGGAUAUGAAAAAAUACGCAGAAACAUUUUUGGAACCCUGGUUUAAAGCUCCAAAUAAAGGGACAUUUCAGAUAGUAUAUAAAUCUCGAAAUAACAGUCACAUGAGUAGAGAAGAAGUUAUCAAAGAAUUGGCAGGAAUAGUUGGCAGUCUCAAUUCGGAAAACAAAGUGGAUCUUACCAACCCACAGUACACAGUGGUAGUAGAAAUCAUCAAAGCUGUCUGUUGCCUGAGUGUUGUGAAAGAUUACAUGUUGUUCAGAAAAUACAAUCUCCAGGAAGUGGUAAAGAGUGCCAAGGACCUGUCACAGCUUAACCCAAAGCCGACAGUGCAAGCAGGAAAUAGGAAAGAAGCUAAAUUGGAAUCUGGUGACAAAUCAAAUCAAAGUGAUGCAGUAGAAGGAAAAAAUAACCAGCAGGUGGUACCAGAGAAUAGUGAAGAGGUGGGACAGACAGAACCAAAAUCUGAAACACAGUUAGUGAAUGAGGGGGAAACUAAGCCUGAACUUGCAAGUCAAAUCACAGAAGAAUUCAAGUCAAAUGAAAAUGACCUCUCAUAGGGGAUUUUAAAAAAAGCUGGUGUUGGAGGUGAGUUUCACAACUGGGGUUCUAUGUAAAAUUAUGACUGAAAAUAUUUUUGAACUUUGUGUGCUGCACUUAUAAAUAGUGAACAAUGAUUGAGCAACUCUGUUAAUUUUGUUAGCAAUCUUUCAGCCCUUUGUGGCAGUGUGCGGUAGGCCCAUAUGCAUUUGGUGGGGUUUAUUAUUGGUGAACACUGUUAUUAUAUGGAGGGUAGGAGGAUAGGAGACUAAUGUUGAUUUCUCCCUCAUGAUUACCUUCCCCAGCCUUCCUCAUACACUGCCCACUGACUUUUGGGAGUGAGCAAGCACUAUGUAAUAGGAAAUUAGAGGGAAAUUUUCAUUCUAGGGAAGGAAUUUUUACAUGCCACAACUCAGAUGUCCCUACCAUUUUGUUGUAAAUCUUUAAAAAACAUGGAUUGUAUAGGUUAGAAAUGAAUUGUUUUGUUAAGUUUUUGUAUUUUUUUGUGGAUUUCCUUAGUUAUGCCCAUUUUAUAUUUUAUUAACAUUUGCUUGUUAAAAACAACUAAUGGUUCAAUGCUGCUGCACUAUUUGAAGGCAAGGUGUACAAUAGAAGAGGACCAUUCUAGGCUCAGAUCUACAGACAUUUCUGAUGAGUUUAGUGAUGAAGAAUUACAGUGUUCUGAGUUACUACAGUAUACUAGUGUAACAGAGCACACACAGUUUGUCUUCACAAUGAAAACUACUUAUCCAAGGUUUUUUUGGUGUACUUCAAGCUGUCCUAUUCCAUUGUGCGUCGUCUGUGGCAUAUAGUUACAUAUCUAAUAGUUGUAACUAUAAAUCACAGGCAUUUGACAAGUAAAGAUGUUGAAUAUUUUAAAUGGUUAUUGGGAUGUCAAAACAAUAAAGUUUUGUUAAAAAAGUUACAGUCAUUGAAAAGGUUUAGGAAGCAGGUUACUUAGUUGCAGAACUUACCCUGGAAAAGAAAAAUUUACAUACAUAGUUGGUGAGAAUCUACUAAUGUCAACAUUAAAAUGCCAGGGCAAGAUGCUGUAUAAGAAAGUGAAAAGACUUUAUUCUCAAUUCAAUAAAUUGACUUAUUGAUGAUAAGUCACAAGAGGUUUGGUGUAAUUAAAAAGGAACAGCUUCACUAUCUGGGUUGAUGAGUCAACAGAUUUCACGAAUAUUUAUCCUGCUAUAGCAUUUGUAAGAUUUGUAAAUGAUGGUGACAUUCAGGGAAACUUUUUCUGCUGCACAGAGCUGCCAGAAACAAAUGACAAUAUAUAUUUAAUGUAGUGUCUUCUUAUCUGGAAACCAAAGGUCUGUCAUGUUUACUGUUGGUGCAGUGGUUGGCUCCAUGACAAGUAUUGCCUCAUGAAAAAAGAAAAUCCUAAUGUUGAUGUUAUAGCAUACUGCUUUCUUCACAGAGAGCUGCUGCUAUUCAUAACAGAGAUGAAGUUCCAAACAGUGCUACAAAAAUAGUUACCUUUGUUUAAGACCUGUUCAUGCAAGAAUAUUAAAACAACAAAAACAACUAAAACCUGGACAGAGCACAUAAAUCUUCCACUACAUACCACAUCAUACAUCUAAUGGCUGAUGAGAAGAAGAGUUUUGAACAGGGUGAUUGAGCUAAAAGGUUAAUUACCAGAGUACUUAAAAUAGUAGGCCAGUUUUAAAGUGACAGGAUUCUUAGAUUUGAAAGGACUUUUGAAAAACCACAUUGUUAAGGGAGCUCUUGAAAUGUUUGCAUGGCCAACCUGACGUGAGAAUGAAGAAGGAUACCAACAAUUCUCAAGGCUUAACUAAAAACCACCUGAAAAAAAUGACAAAACCAAAUUAAACAGUACUUCCCUUUCUUUUUGGCAACACUAGUGUAUGACUGGGUGAGGAGCUCUUUUUCUAAAUCUUUUACUCAGCCUGAGAAUUUGUCUUCGAGAGAAAAGGAAUAACUCGGUGAGCUUUAGUCUGAUAAUUUCUGAAUUUCUGUGAAACGAGUAUUCUUAUAUCUACAACUUGGUGCUCACACUAAUGUACCAUGUGGGUCCCCUAAAUUUGAAAGUUAUUUUAAGGGUUCCUUCAGAGUAAAAAGAUAAAGGCUGUAAGAAACAGAUACCAAAGAGGGCUGCAGAAUAACUGUCCAGAUAGGGAAUAUUUAGAGGCUAUGAAAUUAGCUUUUGGAGAUGGAUUUAUUAAAUUUUAAAGUGCUAGCAAGUACUGUAAAUGUGAAGCCUUCCUGCACAAAUGGCUAUGUUAAAUGGCUGUUAAAUUGCCAGUGACAUGAGAAUAUAUUUUUAUCCUCUUAGUGGCCCUGCUUUGAAAGCCAGACUAGAAGGAUUUGGGGUGGGGGUGGGAGCAAAGAAAAUAGGACCUUGCUAAUGCAGAUGAGGGCUCCUCAGGCUAGAACCUCCUUAAUACAUCUUUUAAUAUUUAGAAUGCUAAUUCUUAAUGGUGUUGAAGUCAUUCUGAAAGAAUUACAAGAGCACUACUAGUAUCAUUUGGAGAAACAGGAAGGGUAAGAUUUUGGUGCCUUUUUCAGCAGACUUACUCUACAACAAAGAUACUUUUAUUUUGAUAGUGCAAGACAAAGGGAUUCUGGUAUUUAUUUUGAUUGUGCAAGACAGAGACUUGGAAUAAAAUUGGCCAUAUGCCUACAGAAUAUUUAACAAUGGAACUGGGUCCUUUUACUGUUUGAAAGCUGCUCUCUAUAGAAAUAGUCUAAUAUUAUAGGUUGUUUUCAAUUCCUUUUGUAUUUAUUGGUAUUUGGUAAAACCUGGAUGUGACACAAGCUAUUCUCCCCCAGCUAUACAGUACCAUGUUCUGUUGGAAUCUGAAUUCAUUCAUUGAAAGAUUUGUUUUUAGGUUUAUAAACUGUUUAUUUUCACUGACAUUUGAGCAUGUUAUUUUAUAAAUAAGAUUUCAGGGUGGUAAUUGAGUGCUUUUUAUUUUCCUUAUAAUUUUUUAAACUAAAAAACCAAUUUAGUUAAGAAAAAACUCCAGUUUUGUGAUUUAGUUAACUUGUUUUGCUUUAGAGAGGAAAGAGUGUUAAACUUAGUAUAUUUUAAAACAUGUUUCGCAAAGGUUAAUCAUGAUUUUCAAAUGUUAACUUGUAUUUUACUUUUGGUAUGGCCAAAUGUUCAGUGUUUUUUUCAAAGUUCCUGAUAUUUUCA
Choloepus didactylus (southern two-toed sloth) is the source of this 4304-nucleotide messenger RNA. It is a transcript of the gene THUMPD1, whose product is annotated as THUMP domain containing 1. The transcript has 4 exons. Gene Ontology annotation, molecular function: RNA binding. Gene Ontology annotation, biological process: tRNA modification. The record is from RefSeq and is a predicted model, not a curated record. NCBI's taxonomy places the organism in Eukaryota, Metazoa, Chordata, Mammalia, Pilosa, Megalonychidae. The coding region runs from base 85 to 1158 and encodes 357 amino acids.